AUGACCCAAGGAUGCUGUGUUUGUGAAUGGAAAGUUCUGCAAGGACCCGAAGCUCGUCAAUGCAAACGAUUUCUUAAAUCUGGUCUUAACAUUCCAGGAGACGUCUCGAAUGUUGUUGGUUCUAAUGUCACUGCUGUUACUGUCAAUGAACUACCAGGACUCAACACUCUUGGUGUAGCGCUGGUUCGAAUUGACUAUGCACCGUAUGGUGGCCUAAACCCACCUUACACUCACCCUCGCAACACAGAAAUCCGUGUAGUUCUGGAAGGAACACUUUACGUCGGAUUUGUCACAUCUAACGUGGAUGGUAAUCGCCUUUUCACUAAAAUCCUAAAUCCAGGAGAUGUGUUUGUGUUUCCAAUCGGCAUGAUUUACUUCCAACUCAAUAUUGGGAAGACAGCUGCAGUGGCUUUUGCAGGAUUGAGCAGCCAAAACUUUGGUGUGAUUACAAUUGCCAAUGCAGUAUUUGGUUCAGAUCCACCAAUCAAUCCUGAUGUUCUCACUAAAGCCUUUCAACUAGACAAGAAUAUAGUGGAGUAUCUUCAGAAAAUGUUCUAG
Messenger RNA from Tripterygium wilfordii, 558 nucleotides. Its product is annotated as germin-like protein subfamily 1 member 16. The transcript is spliced from 2 exons. The record is from RefSeq and is a predicted model, not a curated record. Lineage: Eukaryota; Viridiplantae; Streptophyta; Magnoliopsida; Celastrales; Celastraceae. Bases 1 to 558 code for a protein of 185 amino acids. Gene Ontology annotation, molecular function: manganese ion binding. Gene Ontology annotation, cellular component: cell wall.